This is a messenger RNA of Anastrepha obliqua, 1414 nucleotides long. RefSeq names its product inositol monophosphatase 1-like. The transcript has 4 exons. The record is from RefSeq and is a predicted model, not a curated record. The coding region runs from base 348 to 1187 and encodes 279 amino acids. Gene Ontology annotation, biological process: inositol metabolic process; signal transduction; phosphatidylinositol phosphate biosynthetic process. NCBI's taxonomy places the organism in Eukaryota, Metazoa, Arthropoda, Insecta, Diptera, Tephritidae. Gene Ontology annotation, molecular function: inositol monophosphate 1-phosphatase activity.
UAUUUCAGUUUUGUUUACCGGUGAAAGCAAAAAUUUUCCAUUUCCCUGCUAGCAUAAUUAGUUUUGCUACACAUUUUCACGGGUUGGUUGUGUGGAACAUAUUCUGACACGUUCGGCGACAACUGCCGCUAAUUAAUUAAAUUAAGUAGACCUGAUUUUAUCAGUGAUAUCUAAUUUUCGCGAAAUAUUGUGAAAGUUUGUUUUGUUCCAAAACGGCCUGUUUUCGCAUUUCAUAUUUUUUAUUGAGACGUGUCGCUUCGCAGAAUUUCGUUUAUCUGCCUGUGGAAAAUUCUGGCGUAUUGAAAUUUAUACACACCAACGCUUGGAAAAGUACUAAUAUAAAAAAAAUGGGUGACUGCGUUGUUAAUUUGGACAAAUGCUUUGAAGUUGUGUCACAGUUAGUGGACAAAGCUGGAGCGUUGGUGGCGAAACGUAAUGAAACACGUCAGGAGUUCGAAGAAAAAGCGAAUGAUAUUGAUUUGGUCACAGCCACCGAUAAGGAGGUGGAACAGAUGCUCAUUAAAGGACUGCUAGCGUCUUUUCCCGACCACAAGUUCAUUGGAGAGGAAGAGAGCGCCGCAGGCGGUGCACCAAAUAAAUUAACAGAUGCACCCACGUGGAUUAUCGAUCCGGUCGAUGGCACCAUGAAUUUUGUGCAUUCCUUCCCGCACUCAUGCAUUUCAAUUGGCUUGAAGGUGAAUAAGGUCACCGAAAUUGGCAUUGUUUACAAUCCAUUGGUGAACCAGCGUUUCACUGCGCGACGCGGACAGGGUGCAUUUCUAAAUGGACAACGCAUACAUGUGAGUGGGCAGAAGGAGUUGGGCAAAUCUUUGAUUACCACCGAAUUCGGUACAACGCGUGAUACUGAAAAGAUGAAGGUCAUUUUCGAAAACUUCCAGAAAAUUGUGCCUAAGGUGCAUGGUAUUCGCAUGCUGGGCGCUGCAGCGCUAAAUCUAUCCAUGGUUGCUCUUGGCGCGGCUGAUGUUAAUUUCGAAUUUGGCGUACAUGCUUGGGAUGUAUGUGCUGGCGAGCUACUAGUGCUUGAGGCAGGCGGUGUUGUCAUUGAUCCCACAGGUGACAAAUUCGAUAUUAUGUCACGACGUGUAUUGGCGGCUUCUAGUGAGGAACUGGCACAUGAAUUUGCUAAACAAUUGACGCAAUUCUAUCCACAACCACGAGAUGAUUAAGUUCGGACUAGAAUGAGGAACAUUUUAGGCUUGCGAAAGCAAAUGUGAGAUGCAUGCAUACCAAAGAUGAUGAUGGUGACAAAAAUUUGGAAAAAUUAUUUGAAAAAUAUAUAACGGUAAAUUAAUUAAAAUCAUGUGAAAACUGCGUGUAAUAUUUGUGCAAAUAUUAAUUCUAAAAAAAUAUAUUUAAUUUGUGUGUGUGAUUAAUAAAAUUUUAUUAAAGUACU